Messenger RNA from Linum trigynum, 1110 nucleotides. The record is from the annotation of a GenBank genome assembly. Lineage: Eukaryota; Viridiplantae; Streptophyta; Magnoliopsida; Malpighiales; Linaceae.
AUGGGUAUAUACCUAAGCUCUCCCAAAACCGAGAAAUUCUCGGAGGAUGGAGAAAAUGGGAAGCUCAGAUAUGGCUUAUCAUCCAUGCAAGGAUGGCGUGCAACCAUGGAAGAUGCGCAUGCUGCUUUGCCUGAUUUGGAUACUUCUACUUCAUUCUUUGGUGUCUAUGAUGGCCAUGGAGGUAAAGUGGUUGCAAAAUUUUGUGCCAAAUUUCUUCAUCAGCAGGUUCUUAAGCAUGAGGCAUACAUAGCUGGUGAUAUAGGAAGUUCUCUCCAGAAAUCAUUUUUCAGAAUGGAUGAGAUGAUGCGUGGACAAAGAGGAUGGAGAGAGUUAGCUGUUUUGGGCGAUAAGAUAAACAAGUUCAGUGGCAUGAUUGAAGGGCUGAUAUGGUCUCCAAGGGCUGGUGAGAAUAGUGAGCAACAUAAUGAUUGGGCUUUUGAAGAGGGCCCUCAUUCUGAUUUUUCUGGACCUACCUCUGGUUGCACGGCUUGUGUUGCAGUUAUAAGAGAUAAACAUAUUGUUGUUGCAAAUGCUGGUGAUUCUCGAUGCGUGAUAUCACGGAAGGGACAGGCAUACAAUCUUUCCAGAGAUCACAAACCUGAUCUUGAGGCUGAAAAAGAAAGGAUUUUAAAAGCUGGUGGCUUCAUACAUGCAGGACGUGUCAACGGCAGCUUGAAUCUUUCGAGAGCAAUUGGUGACAUGGAAUUCAAGCAGAACAAGUUCUUACCUUCAGAAAAGCAAAUUGUGACAGCCAAUCCCGAUAUUAACACUGUUGAGCUUUGUGAGGAUGAUGAUUUUAUUGUUCUAGCAUGCGAUGGAGUAUGGGACUGCUUGUCAAGCCAGCAACUAGUCGACUUCAUUCAUGAACAACUAAAGUCGGAAGCAAAGCUUUCAACAGUGUGCGAGAGGGUGCUCGACAGGUGUUUAGCACCAUCUACAGCAGGGGGUGAGGGAUGUGAUAAUAUGACAAUGAUAUUGGUUCAGUUUAAGAAAUCUGUUGAGCCGAGUAGUAGCUCUGCUGAUGCAGACGAGCAAACCUCUAAAGCCGAAGUUGCUGCUGUUAACCCUCCCGAAACCGUUGUACCUACUAGACCUGUGGGAGCUGAAUGA